Fusarium proliferatum ET1 is the source of this 615-nucleotide messenger RNA. RefSeq lists its product as uncharacterized. The transcript is spliced from 4 exons. The coding region runs from base 1 to 615 and encodes 204 amino acids. NCBI's taxonomy places the organism in Eukaryota, Fungi, Ascomycota, Sordariomycetes, Hypocreales, Nectriaceae. The record is from RefSeq and is a predicted model, not a curated record.
AUGAGUGAGAUCCCUGAUCCUGCCCACGCACUGCCGGCCCCUUACCUCAUUUACAAGAACCAGCUGAGUGAUGACCAGAACCGACCGCUGGACAAGCUCUGGAACGAAAUGUUCCGCAAAGAGUACCCUAAAUGGGGCCACCUCCGGUCUGAAGCCGACAAGGCCGAAUGGGUCUACUGGGCCAACCACCUGAGGACUGCCAAGUCAACCGACAAGUGCUAUAACCGUCAGCUUGGAAAGGCAGGGACAGAUGGCAAUCGGCGAAUGAGCUGGGAGUACAUCUACGCCACCAUCGCGAAAGGUGGCAAGGGAAAGGGGUGGGCAGGCAGAGCCGCUGCCGCAUACCCGAAUGCCAGUAUCUGGCGGGGACAGCUCAACGAAGACGCCGAAGAAGCUACCCUUGCUGAGCGCCCAACUCAAGUAACUAAGAAAGUCCAAGGCGCCCGCCAUAAAGCUCAGUUCAUGAAGACUAAGCCCGGCAAGGGUAACGCCAAGACCAGGGAAAAUCCCUUUGGAGCUUUCAUGCGCAAGAGCCAAAAGUUUAAGACUACCAAAAAACGAUUGAAGAAUGCGACCAAGAGCCUCCAUACAGAGAUCAAGUCAAUAAGCUACUAG